AUGGCUAUUGUCCGUGCUGGCCUGCGCCAUGUUGGAUCCAUCCCUGCUGGUGAACGUUCGCUAUCCGGACUUCGACGCAGCAGUUGGAUCACAGAGUCCGAUCAUCCCGAUCACACGAGUCUGGCCGUGUUCGCCUGCGCCAUGUUGGAUCCAUUCCUGCCGGUAAACGUUCGCUAUCUGUACUAUAACGCUGCAGUUGGAUCACUAAGUCUUAUCAUGUUGGAUCCAUUCCUGCUGGUGAACGUUCGCUCUCUGGACUACAACGCUGCAUUGGAUCCAUCCCUGCUGGUGAACGUUCGCUCUCUGGACUACAACGCUGCAUUGGAUCCAUCCCUGCUGGUGAACGUUCGCUCUCUGGACUACAACGCUGCAUUGGACCCAUCCCUGCUGGUGAACGUUCGCUCACUGGACUACAACGCUGCAGUUGGGUCCAUCCCUGCCGGUGAACUUGGCUCACAAAGUCUGAUCAUGUUGGAUCCAUCCCUGCCGUUGAACGUUCGCUCUCUGUACUACGACGCUGCAGCCGGAUCACACGAGUCUGGCCGUGGUUGGCCCUCCCGUCUUGGCUUCAGUAGCUGUCGUUCGCCAAUGACUAUUGUCCGUGCUGGCCUGCGCCAUCCGGAUCACACGAGUCUGACCAUGUUGGAUCCAUCCCUGCUGGUGAACGUUCGCUCUCUGGACUACAACGCUGCAUUGGACCCAUCCCUGCUGGUGAACGUUCGCUCACUGGACUACAACGCUGCAGUUGGGUCCAUCCCUGCUGGUGAACUUGGAUCACACGAGUCCGGCCGUGUUAGCCCGCGCGUCUACCUUCAGUCCCUGCCGUUCGCCAAUGGCUAUUUUGGAUCACAAAGUCUGGCCGUGUUGGAUCCAUCCCUGCCGGUGAACGUUCGCUAUCCGUACUGCAACGCUGCAGCCCGAUCACACGAGUCUGGCCGUGUUGACCUGCGCCUUGUUGGAUCCAUCCCUGCCGUUGAACGUUCGCUAUCUGCCACUAUGACGGUGCAGUUGGAUCACAAAGUCCGACCAUUUGGAUCACAAAGCCUGAUCAUGUCGGAUCCAUCCCUGCCGGUGAACGUUCGCUAUCUGGACUACGACGCUGCAGUUGGAUCACAAAGUCUGAUCAUGUUGGAUCCAUCCCUGCCGGUGAACGUUAGCUGUCUGUACUGCGACGCUGCAGUUGGACACACGAGUCUGACUAUGUUCGCCUGCGCCGUUGCCAUCGUUAUGGGGGAGUCCAGUACUCGAGAGCUCGCGGUGCUCGCCACGUUCUUCGACGACUCUGGCGCCCUCCCGCGGCAACCGGAAGCCAAUCGACUGGCCAAAAAGUUCCAUACACACCAGAAUCAACGGCCGUUUCCAGAACCUGAUCGCCAGAUUCCUCACUGUGGGAGCCAGAAGCAGCUCUCCCUGAAGAAAACUCCAAUACAGAAAAAGCCGAACUCUCGUCAGGGAUCUUCCCAUAGGAACUGGACAGAUAAGGAACUCGAAGCCCUUGUUCCCUUCAUUGAAAGACUAGGCCCCCUUUUCUGGAAAGAUAGGGUGAAAGUGUGGAACGCAGUGUUCCACACAGGCCGAUCUGUAGAAGCCCUACGUGGGCAGUACUACCGGAUUACUUGGCGGAACCCACUGAACAGAGCUCUAGGAAAGCCCUCUAGCCCAACAGGUGAAGCGGCAGAAGCUUCUUGUGAGCCACGAAGGUCAUCGGUAGGCCGUCCGCCCACGUCUACUAGUGGCUCGCUUGGCUCUCGCCUAACACAACGAAUCAGCAUCAGCCCCUCAGGCACACGCGGCAUUGGUAGCGACAGCAGAACUGAUCCUCAAGGACGGGAGUCAGAUCAUGUUGCCCGCGCCGUUGUAUCAGACAAUCGACAAAAAGGCCCUAGUCAUGUCCUGACAAUCGAUGAACUCCUUUCCACCUGUGAUUCUGACGAAGACGCCUCAAAGGAACCAACAGACCAGAACGGAGAGGUCUUCCGCUCGCCACAUCAACGUCAGGCGUCUGUGCCACGUAUGCAUGCAGAGAUCUCACAGCAGGCCAGCGCCAACCCCCGUGAGCCGCUUCUCUCCGAUCCCGCUUGUCUUUGUCCCAAAAGAGCGCUGGAUGAGGGCUGCGAAAGACCGAGUAGCCCUGUGGUGACGCCGACGUUAACUCGAGAGCCAAGCCCUCGAUCAGGACGGAGUUCAACAGCCGACCAAUCCGAAGGGCUGCGAUCAUCACCAAGCCCAAGUUUGGCUUCUAGUUGGACGUCUCACACGAUAAGCAUUCCAGGAGGCAGUGACGAUAGAUUGCCGGGGCCGGAUGAUAGUCAAUUCGAUCAGUCAUUGCAUGACCAACUAUGUGGCCAGUUAUGGGGCGUACUCGAGACUCAGAGCGGGCCUCCACAAACUCCGCCGCGCCAGGAUCAAGAGGCGCAGAUCAAGCAACCUCAGAUGCCGGCACGACAAGAUCGUGCAACACAGACCGACUCCUUACAGGACCUAGAGCCGCAGAGUCUAGUGUUGCAGAAAGAGCCUCAGCACAAAGAUCCUCCCGGACGAAGAGACGGUUAUCCCGCCAAGCGUCAAAAGCGGAAUGGCGGGCACCGUCGGCCUUUGGACGUGUCGCCGGAUCGGAAUCCGUCUGGUCAUAGUUCCGCCAGCGCAUCAUCCGCGCGCGGAGGCAGUACUUGGCGUGACUGGGCGUUAGGCGGGCUCUGGGCAAGAGGAAAUUGA
This is a messenger RNA of Penicillium riverlandense, 2715 nucleotides long. RefSeq lists its product as uncharacterized. NCBI's taxonomy places the organism in Eukaryota, Fungi, Ascomycota, Eurotiomycetes, Eurotiales, Aspergillaceae. Bases 1 to 2715 code for a protein of 904 amino acids. The record is from RefSeq and is a predicted model, not a curated record. The transcript has 13 exons.